GCGAAGUUGAAUUUGAGCAUGCGACACGUGAAUGUCAGGUGCAGAACCCAUGUGGCGUCAGCGUCAAUGGCCUUCAUCGUUUACCUCCUCCCGUCAUGGCAACUCCGCGGCAAACACCCUCUUCCUCCUCCACAGCACUCAUACAGACCAAGUAUGCAGCCGCUGAGCGCUCUUUGAACCGCCAAAUCGUUCUUGAAGAAGACGAGUACACCGCCGCGCUUUCCCACAUCAUCGCCCGCGACUUCUUCCCCUCCCUCCACCACCUCGAUGCGACAAACGAUUGGCUCUCCGCCGUAGAAUCCGGCGAUGAAACUCGAAUACAGAACACCGUUCGGCGCCUCGAGGACCUCAGCGCCACCCCAUUCACCGGCGCGACCCCGCGAUACCGCCCGGGCGACGUCGAGGACACCCCGCGGCCCGCCAAGCGCGCGCGCCUCGAGCGCGACGAGCAGGCGAAGGGGCUGAAUUUGAGUCUGGACGAGUUCCAAGCAAGGUUCACGUCGGAGGAUAACUCAAGCUUUACGCGGAUUCUGGACGACGAGAACGAGAAGCGGAGGGAGGCGCAUGGGUGGGCGUUCGAGGCGCAGCGGAAGGCGGUGAAGGCGAUUGAGGAUGGGUAUCGGAAGCGGCAACUGCUGUUGGAGGGGAAGGCGACGGAGGCGGAGGGGAUCGAGGGCGCGGGCGUGCGGGGGAAGCUGAGGAUUGAGUACCCCGAUGCCACGGUGCGCGGCCUGAUCGAGGGAAAGAAGGCCGAGGAUGGAGGAAAGGCGGUUGCAGAGGAAGAUAAGGAGGGCGAUGCUAAGGAGCAGGAGCAAGCGUUGGCCCUGACACUCGCAAAGUAUGGCGAGAGCGAGGGCGAUCACGACGAGAAGGUCCUUACGCAGAAGAAGGAUGAGCGAGAUCCCGGCGUGCAAGCAUGGAGGUUCAAGGCGCGAAACCAGCUCAUGUUUCCUCCGGAUGCGGACGAGAGCCCAUACCAUCCCAAGCCUACCGAGCCGAAACCGAAGGAGAGGGUCAUAAAGCAUACCAAUACGCGUUUACCAGAGCAAGAGGAGGCCGAGAAGUCGAGAUCCGAGCCACCCAGCCCUACACGAAGUCGCAUAGACGCCGCCAUUAUGGGUACUGCAUAUAGUAACACCUCUCUCAACUCGUCCGACUCCUUCAACCUCGUCCCCAACCUUCCUACUCCAACUCCUGAUCAACUUGGCUCGGCACGCAUGAAAGAGCUCAUGACCUGGGGCACUCUUGCUGGUACACCACGUAUCCUCUCCUCCGACGCCAUCGACGAACCGCCCACCCCGUUUCGCAUCGCCGAACCCACGCAGCGCGAGGUCAUUUCGCGCAAGCUCAGCCAGAGCGCCAGCAAGAGCAUCCGCGAGCGCGACGGGAUCAUGCGCGGGGUCAAGAAGGAGGCUAUGCCGCCGCCGAGCUGGACGACCCGAAGAGAGCGCGAGGGGAACUUGACGCCUGCGGCGCGAAGGUUGUUGGAUCGGACGGUUGGCGCGCAGAGGCGGGCAGAUGCGAUGGAGCGAGAAAGUGGGUGGAAUAGGGCGAAGCAGAAGGAUAUCGCUUCGAUGCGGUGGACACCGACUCCUGGACGUGGAUGAACUCGUGCAACUACUCAUAGCCAGCUGUCAGUAUAUGAGAAUUUUGCACAUGCUAUAUAUAUCUACGGAGGACACCCAGACUAUAUGCACGAUUCAGAAG
Molecule: messenger RNA, 1707 nt
Organism: Schizophyllum commune H4-8
Lineage: Eukaryota; Fungi; Basidiomycota; Agaricomycetes; Agaricales; Schizophyllaceae
Exons: 3
Coding region: 96-1607 (503 amino acids)
Cellular component (GO): catalytic step 2 spliceosome
Source: RefSeq, a predicted model, not a curated record